AUGUUAAAAAUUUUACAUUGGAACACCGCUAAAUCUUAUGACAAAUUGGAUAUUCUAGUUAAUGAUCCAAUUCAUAGUGACACCUUAAUAUCGAUAAAUGAAGUUUCCCCAGUUUGGUUGGCCGCUAAAAUGAACGAAAAAGCUGAUGAAAUUGAAAGUGGUAUUGAGAUCAAGAGUAACAUCAUUGAGGUUAAUGAAAGAAGUGUGAUAUUCAACAAACACUCAUGUUGGGUUAUACCGAAGAGAUUUCUCUGGAAGAACAUGAAUAUAAACAUGGAAAACACGGUCGGUAUAAAAUUAAUAAUAAGAAAUAGACAAUUCUACCUGAUAUCAACUUACAGACACCAAAGUACAAAGGAUCGUUUUUUCUGUGAACUGGGAAAAGUAUUGGAGACAAUUACUGGCCCAGUGAUCAUUUGUGGUGAUAUGAAUGCUGAGUGUUCACUAUGGUCUCCAAGGAAACCAAUAUGGAAUAAAUAUUGUGAGAAUACAUUCAAAGAGUUUCUGAAAUCAGCUCAUCAACCAGUAGAGGACAAUUACACGUUUCAAACUGGAACUCUGAGGACAUUCAUUGACUGUCAACUCUACUCAGAAAAUUGGCUUCUUCUUGAAGCAAUGAUCAACAAAACGAACUCAGAUCACAAUCAACUUCAAAUGGUGGUUUUAGCAGGAGAAGGAGAAAAAAUUAGAGACCAGUGGGUUAUCAGAUUGAAGAAGUAUAAACUGUCAAGUGAUAUGGUUGAAUAUCAUGAUGGAAAUUUGACCGUUGGUUCACAGCUGAUUCAAGUAAUUCAGGACAUUAUCAAUUUUCCAAUUCGCAAUGGAAAAUGGUACAAUCAAUCUGCGAAAUUCACUACGAGAGGUUACAGGAGAAAAAUUAAAACAGUAGACAUCGAAGAGAAGUCUGAGUUGAGAAGAAAAUUUGACAACCUCGACAUCAAGGGUCUUAAAUCCAAAAGUUUCUGGCGUCUGAUUGAUACAAUCAGAAAAGAUAAUCAUGUCUAUGUAUUGAGUGAAAGUGAAUAUGAUGGAAUUUAUAAAGAUUCAAUUUCUCAGCAGUUAAAGAAAUUUACAAGAGGAAGAAUGGGAAAGGCUGUGCCAAGAGGUAAAAGAUUCAAAUCAUCUCUCAAUUCUGAUGGAUUCACCAAACGAACGUGGGAAAAAUUCUUUAAAAAGAAUAUAGUUAUCAUAAGACGAAUCUUGGAGAUAAUAUUUGAGCUCUCAUAUAUACCCGAGUGUAUGAGAAUCUCAGGAGCAGGUAUGGUACCGAAAUCCCAUUCAAAUAAAGUCAGAAUGGUGAAGUCGCCGAAUUAUUUAUUCAAAUCAGUCGACAAAAUAAUCAGUUAUCGGUUAUUGGACAUUUGUGACGAAUUUAUAUUGGAAAAUACUCAGUUUGCGUUUAAAAGAAAUACAAGUCGAGAGGAUUUGAUUCUGCAAAUGACCUUUCAACACGACUGGCAGGAGGUUAAACUAUUAUUAUUGGACGUAACGGCAGCAUUUGAUCGAGUGUCGAUGAUCAAAUUAAUACCGAGAAUAGAGGAAAGAGACUCACCAUUGGCGAAUAUUAUCGGCUCAUUUUGCUCUCGGAGGUGGACAAAAAUAAUCAAAGACAAGAAGCCUCAAUUUUGUGAAGAAAGUGUUGGGACACCACAGGGAUCAUCUUCGGGCCCAUUAUUAUAUAUACUGGCAUUGGAUUCACAGAUUCGAGCUCUGAGGAAAAGAAAAAUCAAUAUUCAAGCUUAUGCCGAUGAUUUGAUUGUUUAUUUGGACCCAAAUGAUGAUGAAAAAAGUGUAAUUGCAGAUGUCGAAAAUCACCUGAAGGAAAUUAAUCUAACCUUGAAUUUGGAAAAAACGCAAAACUUUUGCAAGAAAUUUCAUCUCAUGAAGUUUUUGGGUUUUAGGUUCCUGAUUCCAUUUGAUGUUAAACAAAUUAAACAAACUAUGAUGGAGAUGAGAUCUGAAUUGUUAGCAUCAUUUAGGUGCAAACCAAAAACCUUAUCAAUGCUGCCAAUGAAAACGAAACGUCUUAUAAUAAGCAAUAUUGUUUACCCGAAAUUAAGACUGAUUGGAUACUCAAUUUUCCUGACAGUUCCAAGCAAAUUUAUUAAAUUGUUUCACCUUAUGGAUUCAACAUUGUCACUGUUAGAAAGAAGCUCAACGUCCGGUUCAUUUAUUUGGAAUUAUUAUAAUAUUGAUCAUUUAUUGGAAAAACUGUGGAUGGAAUCACUAAUCUAUGGAAAUGGUAAAGAAACUAAUAUUCGUGAUGAAUACACCUUCGAAUCACUGAACCCACCGGAACAGAUAUCAUCCAAAAUCAGAAAAAAAAUAAUAGAAAAGUUCAUCACAAUGGAAAUCACCCAAUCAUUGGAAUAUUUCACUGAAGGAGACAGCUUGUUCGUUGGAGUUGGUUCAUUCAACAUGAAUGCAUUUGAAUAUACAUUGAAAUCUGAAUGGGACAAUUACCUGAUAAUGAUUCAAGCUCAAUUGGUAUUCAUGAAGGAGGAAGAGGAAGAUCAUGUUUUAAUAUUACCAGAAAAGUUGCAAUUAUCAAUCAAUUCAAAAUCGACCUAUGUUAACGAUGCAUUUGCGAUAAUCAACAAGUAUGGGAAGAAAAAUUUGCGAUGGACCUACGGCAAUUAUAUUAAAUACAAAUUCACCCCAAGAAGAAUAACAAAGCAAAUAAUUGGAUGGCUGUCGACCAAGAGAUGGAAAGAAGAAAUUAGACUUGAGAUCAGAGCAAGAAUUUGCAAAUGGUUGCGAGAUGAAAACGAUGUCAUUGCUACAAUCAUGAACAACAUCGAGUGUUAUACGAAUGAAUAUGGUUAUUUAGGACAAACACACUAUUGCCAAUUGAUGAACAUUUUAUCCAAGAAGACAGUUAACCUCAACAAUUUCAAUUGCUGUCCCAACGAUCAAAGACAUCACCCGUUCACCUGUUCGGAAACUUUAAAUGCAGCGCUAAUAGAACAAGACACUAAUUAUAAAUUUACAAGAAAUUUCAAAAUUAAUCUAUCAAAUGUUGAUGAUUUUAUAUUAGCAGUUAAUAUUGUAAUAUCGGCCUCAGGGGCAAUAAGAAAUUCUUUUGUUUUAUUCCUGUAAUCCUAUCCAAUCUCCCCUCCCCUUGUACGGUUGUCACUGCCGGAAACGAUGAAUUCCAAUUCAUCGAAGCCUCCCCUGAGGCCGCUGUUGAAGCUUAAAAAUAAAGAGACAAUUAAACUUUAAUUAUUAUUUAAGUUCGUAAUAAUUAUAACGGUUGCGAGUUAAAUUGUCUGAUAAUAAUUAAAUCUUUAAUCAUGGUUGGGUGAUCAGGAUCAUGAUUAUGUUACUCACCUUAUAAAAGUUGAGAUGAUUAAAAUUGAAAGGACAAUUAAAGGUUUAAUUUGAUUAGAUUGUUGAUCUUUUAAUUUUAAUUGUUGACACUUUACUAAACAUAAUAAACUAUUGUCAAUGCAUAAUUAGGAUGCAAGAAUUAUCCAGUAAUUAAAACAUUGGAUGCAUAUAUUACAAUCUAAUUAGAAAAUUAAAAUCACUUUGAUUUGACUUUUUGUUUCCAAUUUUACUACAAUUAAGAUGCUAAUUAACUUGUGAAUUGAACUAAUUGUGAAAAAAACACAAAAUCAGUGAAGAUGAUGAAGGUUAAAUGAUUAGCCGGUAAUUGUUACGAUUUGUGAAAAAUUAAUCGUGUAAAUUGUUGAACAACAAAAAACCCGAAUUUGUGAUUAGUUAAAUUUAGUUGUUGCUCUUAUUGUUGUUGCUGUUGUCUAAUUACAAGGUUAGUUAAUAAAUUGUCAGGUAAAAAUCAGUGAAUCGUUGUAAGGCCUUGGUUAAAUUGUUCCUUCUUUGGGUUUCCUCUUCGAACCUUUAAUUGUUGAUUAAUUUGAUUCUAAUUUUUUGGCUUUUCCUUUUUUUUUGACGAAAAAGAAACAAACUAAAUUGUUGGGACAUUUUCACUUCCAUGUUGUUAACAGUUUGGUCAACAAUUAAAUUAAAUAUGAUUCUUAUUUCUCAACCUUCGUGCUUCAAUUGGUACAAUAAUUAAAUUGUUGUCGGUGUUGUUAAUUGGACAGCAAAGAUUAAGUGUUAAACUACAAUGUUGAUUUAGAUUGAUUCAGUUACCGUUGAUUAUCAACCCGAGGGGAAAUUGUGAUUUAAUUUUUCUUGUCAGUGAAUUAGUUGAUUGUUGGUCUCUUUUUUUUCAUUGUCAUUAAAAUAAUAAUAAUAAUAAUACACUUUUAAAAUAAUAAUAAUAAUAAAAUUUGAAUAUUAAUUAUGCUAAGAAAAUAGGAAACACAAUCAACAAUUAAAUUUGAUUUACUAAAUUUGGUUUACCAAAAAAUAGUUUUUAAUUGUUGCAACCGAUGGUUACGAUGAUUAUAUUGAUUGAUUAUUCCCUUUACAAUUUGAUUGUUACAUUGAUUGAAAUUGAAUUUGUUUCCAUUCACAAAUUGAAACUAUUGGAGUUUUUUUGUUCAUUUUCAAUUGUUUGUCUCUUCAUCUGAUAAUUAG
This is a messenger RNA of Panonychus citri (citrus red mite), 4506 nucleotides long. RefSeq lists its product as uncharacterized. Lineage: Eukaryota; Metazoa; Arthropoda; Arachnida; Trombidiformes; Tetranychidae. The coding region runs from base 1 to 3099 and encodes 1032 amino acids. The transcript has 2 exons. Gene Ontology annotation, molecular function: catalytic activity. The record is from RefSeq and is a predicted model, not a curated record.